AUGUCGCCCACCAUCCGGCGCCUCAUGAAAGAGGCCGCCGAGCUAUCAGCUUCAUCGUCCUCGCCCUCGCCGCACUUCUGCGCGCACCCCGUAUCCGACUCAAACCUGUUCGACUGGCACUUCACCAUGGCCGGACCUCCAGCACCCUCACCAUACGCCAGCGGAAUCUACCAUGGCCGCAUAGUGCUACCACCGACUUACCCCCUGCGACCACCGUCAUUCCGCUUCCUGACGCCCUCGGGCCGUUUCGAGGUCAACCGCGAGAUCUGCCUGAGCAUCAGCGGCCACCACGAGGAGAGCUGGCAGCCCGCCUGGGGCAUCCGAACCGCGCUGACGGCCAUCCGCAGCUUCAUGGACGGCGACGCAAAGGGCCAGCUGGGCGGGCUGGACGCUACGGACGAGGUGCGCAAGAUGUGGGCUGAGCGGAGUCGCUCGUGGAGCUGUGACUGCAUGGAGGGAAAGACAAAUGAGCAAUUCCUCAACGAGUGGCGGGAGGUGUGUCUAGAAAAGGGCGUCUCGGUCGAUGACGAGGGCAGAGAGACUGUCCCCGAGGAGUUGAGGAUGAGCUAUAAGAAGCAGUCGGAAGAGGCCAAAACGAAGUCGGAGCAGACCGAAGAAGCUGUUUCGAGUGAGGCAACUCCGGAACAACAGUUUCAAGAACCGAUCAUCCCUGUUCCUCAAGAAACAUCCACUCCUGCAGAACCCGAGAGGCCUGCUCAGCCCGCACAGUCUGUCCCACAACCAACGCCCACGAGAACGACGACGACUACCACCAUAACUACUACAACCAACACGAUACAAACAACCACGCCCGCAAACCCAUCGCCACAAGACAACCCCUGGCUGGACCGGGCCAUUGUCGGCGUGGUGAUAGCACUGCUAUUCAUGAUCAUGCGAAGGAUGGCCGCCGCCGAUGACCUCUAA
This is a messenger RNA of Talaromyces rugulosus, 924 nucleotides long. RefSeq lists its product as uncharacterized. The record is from RefSeq and is a predicted model, not a curated record. The coding region runs from base 1 to 924 and encodes 307 amino acids. Lineage: Eukaryota; Fungi; Ascomycota; Eurotiomycetes; Eurotiales; Trichocomaceae. The transcript has a single exon.